Messenger RNA from Penicillium expansum, 2436 nucleotides. Its product is annotated as AMP-dependent synthetase/ligase. The transcript has a single exon. Bases 1 to 2436 code for a protein of 811 amino acids. Gene Ontology annotation, molecular function: phosphopantetheine binding. Gene Ontology annotation, cellular component: cytoplasm. The record is from RefSeq and is a predicted model, not a curated record. Lineage: Eukaryota; Fungi; Ascomycota; Eurotiomycetes; Eurotiales; Aspergillaceae. Gene Ontology annotation, biological process: amino acid activation for nonribosomal peptide biosynthetic process; secondary metabolite biosynthetic process.
AUGGCAGUCAAUGGAAACCAUACCUCAUCGGCUGAGAAUAUCCUCGAUCGGAGCGAACAGUUUUGGCGACGUGAAUUCAAGGAUUUUUCGGCAACGACAUUCCCGAUUGUCUCUUCGCUAUACAAGCAAUCGAAUCUCGAAGUACUCACGGAGAAUAUUGAUCUCGCAUGUGGCGAGCUUGAUCCUGUCUCGGCUGGGGCGGCGUUAGCCCUAGCAUGGGCUCUCGUUCUGUCUCGGUAUACUGGGAACGAUGAUGUUGUUUUCGGUCUUGCUCUUGAAUUAGAAAGCAAUGAUUUUUCCAACACGCCCAUGUUGCCUUUACGGCUGUUAGUCGAUCCUCAGCAAUUAGCGAUCGAAGCGCUUAACAACACGGAAACCAAGAUCAUGGACCGGUCUACAUUCGGUGUAUCCUCAACUCGGGAAUUAUCCGAUUUCGGUGGAGAUAUAGCAGCAGGGUGUUUGUUUGGGAAUAUACUCAACGUCAGGCAAGGGCAACAAAAGCAUCCCAGUGCCUUACAAAGCAUCGAAGCGCGCAAAGUACCUCUUGUGAUCAACUGCGAGAUCCGAACAAAUGGUGUAGAUGUGGAGGCCCUGGUGGAUCAUUCUGCAAUCUCCGUCGAAACGACACGCAUGAUGUUGUACCAGCUAGGCCAUUCUUUCCGGACUGCCAUUAAUCGUCGCUCUCGGGGCACUCUUGUUGGCGAUCUCAGGUCUGUCUGUCCCCAAGGCUUGGCCGACCUGAUGGAGAGAGGAGUCCAACCACCUCCUUCCUUGGUGCAUGCCCGUGUACACGAUCUCAUUGUAGCACAAUGCCAAUCUCGCCCAUCAGAGCCAGCUAUCGCUGCUUGGGAUGGCCAUCUGACCUACCAUCAGCUUGACCAGUACUCCUCCCGCCUUGCAACACAGCUUGUAAAGCUCAAGGUGAUACAGCCUGACAAGAUAGUACCCGUUUUUAUGGAGAGAUCUGUGUGGGUUUCGGUCGCCAUUCUCGGUAUCUUGAAGGCGGGGGGCGCUUUUCUUCUUAUGGACAUCUUGUUUGCAGACGACUAUGUGAAACAGAUUUGUGCAAAGAUUGAAGCCCCGCUUUUGUUGACCUCUGGCCUUGAACUGAAUCGCGCAAGAUCACUGGGUUUACCUGUUUUGGUGGUGGGAGACAGGCCACUGUUGGCUGAUGAUGAAGGAAAAGAUACACAUCUUCAAUCCGUUUACGUACAACCAUCGGAUGCAUGCCAUGGCCUUUUUACUUCUGGGUCCGGCGGGGAUCCCAAAGUCGUCAUUAUAGAUCAUGCUGCGGUAUGCACUGCCUGGGCACAGCCGACAGCCACUCAACUCACGCUUUCAUCAUCAUCUCGGGUCUUGCAGUCUAGCUCCCAUGCAUUUGGUGCUUGCGUUGCUGAGUACCUUGGGGCCAUGAUUCAUGGAGCUUGUUUAUGUAUAGCCCCAGAUUUUCAUUUGGGGAGUAAUUUAGUCGAAGCUAUUCAGAUGUUGAACGCCAAUUUCAUCACCCUGACCCCGUCUGCAUCUCGUCUUCUAGAUCCCAACCAGGUCCCCUCCCUCCAAGUUGUGGUUCUAGCUGGCGAGGCGCUGGGUCCCCUUGACCUGGAGAAAUGGCAAGGACGAGUGCAGGUGAACUGCAUGUAUGGACUGGCGGAGACCGCAGCAUUCUCCUUGCUUGCUGAUCUGACCAAGCCUAACUCAAACUACCGGGAGAUUGGACUGCCGACUCACACAUGGAACUGUUGGAUCGUAGACACCAACAACGUCGAAGAUCUGGUACCACCUGGUGGGGUUGGUGAACUGCUGCUGGAAGGUCCCAGUCUAGGACGGGGUUAUCUCAAUGACCCUGCUCGUACGGCCCAAAAUUACAUUCCGGCCCCUUCAUGGCUCAUGCAAAUCCGACCUACAGCGCCACAUGGCUAUCGCUGCUUGAAAACAGGGGACCUCGUUCGCUACUCUUCCAACGGGACACUUGAGUACAUCCGUCGAAAGGAUGUAACUGAAGUAAAGAUCCGAGGGCAGCGUAUGGACCUCACGGACGUUGAAAGACAGCUCGCACGACAAUAUCCCACGGCAACUCGAGUGGCUGUGGAUGCUAUCACUCCAUCGGAUGAUAUUGGUCAUAACGGCGUCAUGCUAGUCGCCUUCGUCUAUACAGAGUCUAUGCAAAACGAAAAUAAUGAGAUGUUUGCUUCCUCGACAAUCGAGAGUCGCAAAAAGGCAGCCACUGUGCUUUCCGCCCUGAAAGAAGUGCUUCCUACAUUUAUGGUACCCGACCUCGUUGUGACUGUCAAUCGAAUCCCAGCGACAACUUCAGGCAAGAUACACCGCGAUCGACUACGCCGUCUAGCCUCAGCAUUGUCCCGCAAGGCUUUACUGGCGUAUGGUGAUGCCUGCCUACCUGAGACUGAUGGGCACUCUGAAAGGCUUGUUGAAUAA